CUCUUGUUUGGAAUUCCCAAAAGAUGGCGACGGCGCCUCUAGCUGAGGAGAGCCUACAGUCGCGUAUCAACAAGGCCACCAAUCCUCUGAAUAAGGAGACUGAUUGGGAUAAUAUCAAGGUUUUUUGUGAUCAACUCAACAAUGAACCAGAAGGGCCCCAACUUGCUACCAGACUUCUGGCCCACAAAAUCCAAUCUCCUCAGGAAUGGGAGGCCAUGCAAGCACUUCUGGUUCUGGAAACCUGUAUGAAGAACUGUGGGAAGCCAUUUCACAGUGAAGUGGGAAAGUUCCGCUUUCUCAAUGAGCUCAUAAAGGUGGUCUCACCCAAGUACUUGGGAAGUCGUGCUCCAGAGCCAGUGAAGACAAAAGUUCAAGAAAUGAUGUUUAGCUGGACAGUGACGCUUCCAGAAGAGAUCAAGAUCGCUGAUGCUUAUCAGAUGUUGAAGAAACAAGGUAUUGUCAAACAGGAUCCCAUUCUUCCUGAUGACAAGCCCCUUCCUCCCCCUCCACCUAGAACCAAAAGUGCCAUCUUUGAGGAUGAAGAGAAGUCUAAGAUGUUGUCUCGCUUAUUGAAUAGCUGUCACCCUGAAGAUCUAAGAGCCGCAAACCAGCUCAUUAAGGAAAUGGUCCAGGAGGACCAGAAGCGUGUAGAGAAGGUUUCAAAGCGUGUAAACGCCAUUCAGGAGGUGGAAGAGAGUGUGAGCCUGCUGAGCCAGCUCUUGGAAGGUUACAGCAAGGAAGGCAGCUCACCGUGCAACCAGGAGCUCAUUAAGGAUCUUUACCAGCGUUGUGAAAAAAUGAGACCCACGCUAUUCCGGUUAGCCAGUGAUACGGAGGACAACGAUGAAGCUUUGGCGGCUAUCUUACAGGCCAAUGACAGCUUGACACAGGUGAUUAACCUCUACAGGGAGCUGGUGAUGGGUGAAAAGCUGGCUAAAGAUUGUAUAAACACACACUCGCAACCAGGCAGCAGCGGCUCAGCCCUGUUAGAACUGGCAGAAUUGAGUGCACCAGCAGCCAACACGGCACCAUUCAACGCAAAACCCUCCAACUUGGAGAUCCUGAGUCAAAACAUGGGCAUCAGCCUCCUGGACGAUGAGCUCAUGUCACUCGGACUGAAUGUUACAGAAUCAUGUGAGCCUCACAGCACUUUACAGUCUUCUGCUGUCCAAGACUUCCCGUCUCCGACAAUCCCAACUCCAGUGUUGCAUCCAGCUGUGGCCCAGACUCCGCAGGUUGUAGGCGUGGCACCCAAAGUCAUGGAUGAGCUGGACCUCCUGGGGAAGACCUUGUUAGAGCAGUCCCUCCCACCAGAGAACCAGCAGGUCAAAUGGGGUAAACUCCAACCUCAGGCUCGGGUGACGUUGCGAGAGCUCCAGUCCAAGUCCAACUACAACUCUGGACCCGCUCCACCAUUCCCAUCGGCUCCCGCGCCCUCGUCCAACUUGGCUGUGCAAGAACAAGCUAACAAUCCUACGCCUGUUGUUGACAAAAAAAUGUUGCUAGCUUCUAUCUCCUGCAACAACAUCUCCCUUGCUGAUGUUGCAAUGCCUCUGGAAUUAAUCCACCCAAGCAGCUUGCUACCAGUGACUGUAUUCGACAAGCACAGCCUCCGCGUUUUGUUCACGUACGCCCGUGACUGUCCGCCGUCACGCCCGGAUGUUCUUGUGGUGAUCAUUUCCAUGCUGUCGUCAGCGCCAGUUCCUGUCACAAAAAUUCGCUUUCAAGCCGCUGUACCCAAGGUAAUGAAAGUGAAGCUUCAGCCGCCAUCGAGUACUGAACUCCCAGCGUUUAAUCCCGUCCUUCCUCCGGCUGCUAUCACACAGAUUCUUCUACUGGCUAAUCCUAAUAAGGAAAAGGUGCGUUUGCGUUACAAGUUAACCUUCAACCUGGGCGACAACUCUCAUGAUGAAUCGGGUGACGUGGACCAGUUCCCUCCUCCGAGCACCUGGGGUAAUCUUUAGCGGGAAGGAUUACCGAUAUGUCUUCUAUAGCUUCCUUUCAAUUUGGGUUGAAGACGUCCCACACGAGUGACUGGUUCAGGCGUCUUUGUUAGUUAAAGAGACCAGUUGUGUUGUGUGGGAAAAACGUUUCUACCUGGUGCCUUCCUGUCUGUCACGGUUUUUUUUUUUUUGGUCUUUUCCACCGUUUCCUCUUCUUCACAUGUAUAUCGAAACCAGGGACCUUCCCGGGGAACAAAUGUAACCUUUUUAAAUGAAUGUUUGCUUUGGGAUGAACCAACCUUGAAAUUGCCUGUUCUUUUUAAGAAAACAAAUGGAAGCAUGUGAUGUGACAGUGGCAGCACUACCUUUUUAGUAUUGAUGACACGUCAUGAGUGUUUUAAGUGGGACAGUAAAGCCGUUAAACUGCAACACACGCAUUUGAAUGAACUUUCCCAGGUGACAUCAAACCACAUGACAUUGUGAUGAAUAUGUCAUCAGACAGGUUUACAUAGUGUUAAAUCCAAUGUAAGUCAUGCUAUACUUCAUGUCAAGAGAACGAAUGAAUGGGCCUACGUUAGCUCGCAUAUAUUCCCAUUAACAUGAGCAUUGUAUUAUUAUUAUUAUUAUUAUUAUUAUUAUAAAUUCUCAAUGUAUUCAAAUGAUCACCCUUGAUUGGAAGUUAGAAAAGUAUACGUUUCACAGUGUUAUUAUGAUUGUAGCCAUGCAGAACUGCAGCGAAAUGUGGUUUUGAAUCCUUUGCCCCUUUUGGGAAUAUAGGAAUUUACAAUACAGGAAUCAUCAGGAAUUAGCGAUUAAGCCUUCCCGGGAAUUUAUUGGUCAAAAUCUUAUCUCAGAAAAUAGGCCGCUUCUACAGGAAAUGUAUCUCAUUCACAUUAAGUCGGUAUAAAUUCAUAGAUUAUGCCUGACUGAUGUUUUUUUGUGAAGCAUUGGGGUUUUGUAUGUUUUCUGCGGACCUUGAACGCACCGUAGUUGUGUGCUCAGCUAGAGUUUGAGUACAUAUUCCUUUUUCUAUUUUAAAUCAAGGGGGCGGGCAAAGUUUGAAUGGCGAGCCGCAUUGGGUUAAAACAUUUGGCAUGGAGGCGGUCAUCAAACAGAACGAGAUACAGUACUUGCUCACGGUGCAACAAAAAUUAAACUACUACUACCGUGUAAAAAUAACAUGUAACUUAAAACUCUUAUUUCCAAAUGCCCGCAAGGCAUGCCGCAUUGGGUUAAAACAUCAAACAGAAUGAGAUACAGUACUUGCUCACGGUGCAACAAAAACUAAACUACUACUACUACUACUACUACCGUGUAAAAAUAACAUGUAACUUAAAACUCUUAUUUCCAAAUGCCCGCAAGGCAUGCCACAUUGGGUUAAAACAUCAAACAGAACGAGAUACAGUACUUGCUCACGGUGCAACAAAAACUAAACUACUACUACUACUACUACCGUGUAAAAAUAACAUGUAACUUAAAACUCUUAUUUCCAAAUGCCACGCAAGGCAUGCCACAUUGUGUUAAAACAUCAAACAGAAUGAGAUACAGUACUUGCUCACGGUGCAACAAAAACUAUACUACUACUACCGUGUAAAAUAACAUGUAACUUAAAACUCUUAUUUCCAAAUGCCCGCAAGGCAUGCCACAUUGGGUUAAAACAUCAAACAGAACGAGAUACAGUACUUGCUCACGGUGCAACAAAAACUAAACUACUACUACUACUACUACCGUGUAAAAAUAACAUGUAACUUAAAACUCUUAUUUCCAAAUGCCCCGCAAGGCAUGCCACAUUGGGUUAAAACAUCAAACAGAAUGAGAUACAGUACUUGCUCACGGUGCAACAAAAACUAAACUACUACUACUACUACCGUGUAAAAAUAACAUGUAACUUAAAACUCUUAUUUCCAAAUGCCCGCAAGGCAUGCCACAUUGGGUUAAAAACAUCAAACAGAACGAGAUACAGUACUUGCUCACGGUGCAACAAAAACUAAACUACUACUACUACCGUGUAAAAUAACAUGUAACUUAAAACUCCUAUUUCCAAAUGCCCGCAAGGCAUGCCACAUUGGGUUAAAACAUCAAACAGAAUGAGAUACAGUACUUGCUCACGGUGCAACAAAAACUAUACUACGACUACCGUGUAAAAUAACAUGUAACUUAAAACUCUUAUUUCCAAAUGCCCGCAAGGCAUGCCACAUUGGGUUAAAACAUCAAACAGAACGAGAUACAGUACUUGCUCACGGUGCAACAAAAACUAAACUCGUCCACAUAACUCAAUUACUACUACUACUACCGUGUAAAAUAACAUGCAACUUGAAACUCUUAUUUCCAAAUGCCUGCAAGGCAUGCUGGGUGAUCAAAGGCAACAAUAUGAACUGUGAACAAUAUUGGAUUGCAAGAGUAUGUUAAUUCCUUCUUGCUGAAUUUAAUAUAAUUACAAUUUUACUGCAAAUGUUCAUCCAGAAUUGCAGAACAUCAGCGUCAGGAUGGUGUAUCAAUCGUUUUUCAUGAUUAGCUAUAUCAAACGACAAUUAUUUUCAUUAUGAAACCUAAUCGUGUUGCUGGUAAAGUUACACAAACAGCUGUGAUUUCCUGACAUGAAGACAUUCUUAACGUUUCAGCACUUUAGAAAUAUUCUAACAAUCUUUACAUUGGAUUUGACUCAGGAUCAAUAGAAUGAUAUCACAUGCACUUAUUUGAUUUUUUGCACGAGACAUGUCCUUUUGACAGAAUGUUGUCUUUCCUCGUUUGCUGCCUUUCUUGACGUUUGACCCAAAGAGGGACACCGCAAAGUCCUAAGUUGACAUCGCUGACAUCUGAUCAGUGAUUUUCUACCACACGUGCCUGAGAUGAAGGUCAUUCUUUUCAUUUGUGCAUACGUUUUAUGUACUGUGAAUCUCUUGUGAUGUUUGUCUGCAUCAAAUGGUACAUGAGAAUAAUUUACAGCAUGGGUCGACGGCCGCUGAGAUUAUACAGAUAUUAAAAUAAAGAAUAUGGUGGCAGAUUGGUUUCAUUUUCAUUCUUAAGUGUUACUAGUCAAGAACCAGUAACGUGGUUACAAAACAUUUUUAAUGUGUUCCAUUGAAUUCAUAUUGUACAUGAAAACAGUCGGA
Molecule: messenger RNA, 5056 nt
Organism: Doryrhamphus excisus (bluestripe pipefish)
Lineage: Eukaryota; Metazoa; Chordata; Actinopteri; Syngnathiformes; Syngnathidae
Product: ADP-ribosylation factor-binding protein GGA1-like
Biological process (GO): protein localization to cell surface; Golgi to plasma membrane transport; intracellular protein transport
Cellular component (GO): trans-Golgi network
Molecular function (GO): phosphatidylinositol binding; ubiquitin binding; small GTPase binding
Source: RefSeq, a predicted model, not a curated record